Molecule: messenger RNA, 930 nt
Organism: Rhinocladiella mackenziei CBS 650.93
Lineage: Eukaryota; Fungi; Ascomycota; Eurotiomycetes; Chaetothyriales; Herpotrichiellaceae
Exons: 2
Coding region: 1-930 (309 amino acids)
Biological process (GO): endoplasmic reticulum to Golgi vesicle-mediated transport; vesicle fusion with Golgi apparatus
Cellular component (GO): trans-Golgi network
Source: RefSeq, a predicted model, not a curated record
AUGUCCUACUACAAUCAAACAUAUGGCCAGGGUACUGGCACAGGCUCUUCAAACCUCCAGUUCUAUUCCUCUUCCUAUUCGAAUGUCUCGGGCCACACCACACCGUCACAAGCGUCUUACGGUACUUAUGGCGCCGGCAAUACCGCUUCAGCAUACCCUGGCUACGGCGCAGGCUCUUCCAGUGGCUUUGGCGGAGGUCCAGGAAUACAAAGUGUCAGUGGUCGGAUGGGAGAAACGGGAGGAUUAAGAACGGGCUGGUUGGCUGCGUUUGGAACAGAAGGGUAUGAGGGAGAACCCGGUUUAAUGGAAGAGCUCGGUGUAAAUUUUGGACAUAUUAAAACGAAGACUCUUACUGUACUCAACCCAUGGACGCGGCCCUCGCCUCACAUCAUGGACGACAGCGACUUGUACGGAGGCCUCCUGUUUCUGGUACUCUACGGAACCUUCCUCGCCCUCUCCGGCAAGUUCUUCUAUGGAUAUAUUUACGGUAUCGCCCUAUUUGGAUCAAUAGCGCUACAUUGGAUGUUUGCACUCAUGACGCCGCCUUUGGAUCCCAACGAUUCGGACCAGAUGUCGCAGGCUCAACGAGACCAUACCCCAGGCGGCUCUGGGCAUCAUGUUGGUCACUUCUCGAGCACGCUUACCUACUCGAGGAGCGCCAGUGUCCUCGGCUACUGUUUCCUUCCUCUAGUCUUUACGGCCUUGUUUGGAAUAUUGCUUCCGAUGGACACCGGAAUAGGCUAUGUUUUGACGGCUGCGGCAGUGGGUUGGUGCACAUAUAGCAGUUCUGGAAUGUUCGUGAGCGUGGGUAGAAUGAAAGGCAUGCGAGGACUGGUGGCAUACCCCCUUGCUCUGUUCUACCUGGGUUUCGGAAUCAUGGGCAUCUUUUCUUCCAGAGGAAGCAGAAUGUUAGAGGGGAGAACGAUAUGA